UUUUUCUUCCUUCCUACUGGAGCUAUGGAGUCUGUGACAAAUCCUUUGCUGCCAGAGCCCUGGUACCCGCGAAGACUAGCGGCAAAAUUCCAGGCUAGAGCAGCGAAGCCUAGAUUUGUAACUAGGGCAACGAUGAGCAAAGAUUUGCUCGUGGUCGGGCCCGGGCGGCUGGGGCGAUUGAUUGCCAAGCAUUGGGGCGAGGAAAACCGGGGUAGCGCUAGAAUCGUGGGGCAGACGAGAUCCAGCAAAGAACACGACGCAUUGCGCGCGCUCGGGAUCGAGCCGGUUGUGAGGGACGCCGCCACGGCCGAGCGCUUCCCUUUCGUGGUGUUUUGCGCUCCUCCCGACACAGAUUACGCGCUGGAAGUGAGGAGAGCUGCGGAGAGAUGGAAUGGCGAGGGAUCGUUGCUCUUCACUUCUAGCAGCGCGGUCUACGAUUGCUUCGACAAUGGUUUGUGCGUGGAGUCCACUCCCACAGUUGCCAAAGGAAGAAGUCCCAGGACUGAUACGAUUCUAGCUGCUGAGGAGGAGAUUCUCAAAGUCGGAGGGAACGUUGUGAGAUUGGCAGGACUUUACAGUGCUGAUCGAGGCGCUCAUGCUUACUGGCGAACUUUCCCGGUUAUAAAAGAGCGACCGGAUUGUUACAUCAAUCUCAUUCACUAUGAGGACGCUGCUACUCUGUGCGUGGCCAUACUUCGAAGAACGGACUUCCGUGGUCGCGUUUUCAUGGGCUGCGACGGCACUCCAAUGUCAAGGCAAGAGAUCAUGGACGUGGUGUCUAAGAACCAAGAGUGCAAGACCACUUUCACUGGAUCUGAUGGACCUCUGGGCAAGAAGAUGGAUGGAUCCAAAACUCGCGAAGAACUCCACUGGCAGCCCAGAUACAAAAGCUUCGAGGAAUUCAUGAAGCUUCACUCCGCUGUGACUGUGUAAACAUCUGCUUGCUCCGGCCGUAGAUUGUUGAAAUCCAACGGUCUGCGCUUGGACACGUUGACUUUUUGUUGGCGCGAGAUGGUUACAAACA
Messenger RNA from Selaginella moellendorffii, 1024 nucleotides. RefSeq lists its product as uncharacterized. The record is from RefSeq and is a predicted model, not a curated record. The transcript is spliced from 8 exons. The coding region runs from base 25 to 933 and encodes 302 amino acids. Lineage: Eukaryota; Viridiplantae; Streptophyta; Lycopodiopsida; Selaginellales; Selaginellaceae.